GAUCGGUGCACUUGGGCUCCAAGAAACCAUCGUUCAUUUAAUUAUUUUUUGGUUUUUCUCCAAAAUAUUAAAAGUCAAACGAGUUCCAUCACAGUCUCCAUUCAUCAAUUCUCAAAUUAAUUUCCGCAGUAUAAAAGUCAGAUAAAUCCGAAUUUCUUAACGGAAGCACAAGUGAAAUUGAACGGAUUAGCGGUUCGAUGGAGAGUUUGUUGGUGCGCAUGUGCAUCGAUGCAGCCACUGAGAGCGCCUCCGCCGUCGAGAAGUGGCGGAGGCAGCGGCGGACUCUUGAGCGCAUGCCGUCUCAUCUCGCCGACGAUCUCCUCCGCCACCUCCUCCGCCGCCGUCUGCUUUUUCCUUCCCUGCUCGAAGUUUUCAAAUACAGUGUAGAGGAAAUUGAUUUGAGAGGUGAGAGCUUUGUAGAUGCAGAAUGGAUGGCAUAUUUGGGGGCAUUCCGGUACUUGCGUUCAAUGGUUUUGGCAGACUGCCAUAAAAUCAAUAAUUCAGCUCUUUGGAAUAUAACAGGAUUGAUGAAUUUAAAGGAGCUGGACCUUUCAAGAUGCUCCAAGAUAACAGAUGAAGGGAUUAGACAUUUAUUAUCAGUUCCAGACCUCGAAAAGUUAUGCAUUUCAGAAACAGGUGUUUCUGCAAACGGCAUAUCGAUUCUCGCUUCACUGACUAACUUAAUGAUGUUGGACCUUGGAGGUUUACCUGUCACAGAUUCAACUCUGAGUUCCCUUCAGGCUCUCAAGAAACUGCAACAUUUAGACCUUUGGGGGAGUGAAAUAUCUAACAAAGGUGCAGUUCUCCUCAAGACUUUCCCAAGCUUGAGUUUCUUAAACCUAGCUUGGACCAAUGUAACAGACUUGCCGAAUUUGUCGUCUCUUGCAUACCUAAACAUGAGCAACUGCACCAUACAUUCUCUAUUCGAAGGAGAAGGUCAGAAGCCUUACCUGGAGAAAUUGAUUCUAUCAGGAGCUACAAUCACUAAUGUUGAUGUCGCCUUCGAAUGUGUCGAAACACGUAGACUCUGUUUCCUGGAUAUAUCCAACUCGUCCGUACAGUCGUUCGGGUUUUUGAGUUCGAUGAAUGCAAUGACCGAUUUGAACCUGAGUGGUACUGCAUUAACUGACAAUUUUGUCGAACACAUUGCACACACAGGAGACAAUUUAAGAUACCUGAAUCUCAGCAGUACAAGAGUAAGUUCAGACGGGAUUGCAUCAUUAGCUGGAUAUGUUCCUAGUCUCGAGACUCUAUUGUUGUGUGGCACAUCCAUUGAUGAUAAAGCUCUCCCAUAUAUUAGCAUGAUGCCAUCUCUCAAAGUCAUCAACCUCAGCAGUACAAAUGUGAAAGGUCUAAUAUACCAAGAAAACCGUAUUCCUGAUGAGGUCCCAUCAUUUUCCGCACUGGAAAGUCUAAGCCAUUUAGAAAGGUUAGAUUUGGAGGAUACACAUAUCAAAGAUGCUGGACUUUGCCCGCUCACAAACAUGGCCAAGUUGAGCUAUUUAUCCCUCAAAAACGUCUCCCUUACAGAUGCCUCUCUACACCAAAUCUCAUCUUCCGCAAAGUUAAUGUAUCUCGGUUUUCGUGAUGCUGUAUUGACCGAUACUGGACUUGCUGCGUUCGUUCCUCCUCCAGCUUUGGAAGUUCUUGAUCUAAGAGGAUGCUGGCUAUUAACACAGGAUGGUAUUUUGCAUUUCUGCCAUAAGCAUCUUCAAAUUGAAGUAAAGCAUCGAUUUGUAGAGACUCUUGAUAAAAAGAACUCCCCUUAUUCGUCUCCAUCACGAGCAACUACGAAGAGUUUGCAGUUCAAGCACAAGGUGGGCAAGCUGUCCGUGUCACCGCUCAAGUCUGAUGAUAUAUUUCUGGAUCAAAGAUUGAAAUAUAGCAAAGAAGAAUUAUUAGCUCUGCAAUUUUGUUCUGCGACAUUUUCAACUUCAACUUCGACUCUGCAAUUUGUGUGACGACUUACUCACAUAAAGUUGGAAUCCAACUUUCUGGUUCUUAUAAAUAUAAAAUAUGCAUGAAUUUUGUCUUGGGGAUUUGUGGUAGUUGUAUGUUGUAUUCCGAAGAGGACUGCAUUGGCUGGUUUUGUGUAACUGCGAGCAGGGGUUUAUACCUCAUUGCAGAUUUGAAUUAUGCUUUAUUCCGGAAAAUGCGAACUUUAUACCUUAAGAUCAACUUGAACGGCUCAGCAUAGGCAAUGCACUGCAUCUUUUACUCGAGUA
Molecule: messenger RNA, 2225 nt
Organism: Erythranthe guttata (spotted monkey flower)
Lineage: Eukaryota; Viridiplantae; Streptophyta; Magnoliopsida; Lamiales; Phrymaceae
Product: Leucine-rich repeat (LRR) family protein
Molecular function (GO): protein binding
Source: RefSeq, a predicted model, not a curated record